AUGCGUCAGGGCGGGAACCUGGUCACUACCCCUGGGGUAGGGACAGUCCCCACUGAAGGCGGGGAGUGCGAAACCUUCUGGCACCGCCCCGACAAAGCCUGCGCGCGCCCGGUCCCACGAUUGGCCGCGCCUCCUCGCGCCGACGCCCCGUACCGCCCAUCGUCGCCGGUCCGCCCCGACCUGCUGCUCUUCGCCACGCCGCAGGCGCCCCGGCCCACACCCAGCGCGCCGCGCCCUGCGCUCGGUCGCCCGCCGGUAAAGCGGAGGUUGGACCUGGAAACUGACCAUCAGUACCUGGCCGAGAGCAGCGGGCCAGCCCGGGGCAGAGGCCGCCACCCAGGAAAAGGUGUGAAAUCCCCAGGGGAGAAGUCACGCUAUGAGACAUCGCUGAAUCUGACCACCAAACGCUUCCUGGAGCUGCUGAGCCGCUCAGCUGAUGGUGUUGUUGAUCUGAACUGGGCAGCCGAGGUGCUGAAGGUGCAGAAACGGCGCAUCUAUGACAUCACCAAUGUCCUCGAGGGCAUCCAGCUCAUUGCCAAGAAGUCCAAGAAUCACAUUCAGUGGCUAGGCAGCCAUGCAGCGGUGGGGAUCGGUGGGCGGCUUGAAGGAUUGUCCCAGGACCUCCGGCAACUGCAGGAGAGUGAGCGGCAGCUGGACCACCUCAUCCAAAUCUGUACUGCGCAACUGCGGCUGCUUUCUGAGGACUCUGACAGCCAGCGCCUGGCCUACGUGACCUGCCAGGACCUUCGUAGCAUCGCAGACCCCGCGGAGCAGAUGGUCAUGGUGAUCAAGGCCCCUCCUGAGACCCAGCUCCAAGCCAUAGACUCCUCAGAGACCUUUCAGAUCUCCCUUAAGAGCAAACAAGGCCCCAUUGAUGUUUUCCUGUGUCCUGAGGAGACUGCAGGCGGCAUCAGCCCUGGGAAGACCUCGUCCCAGGGGAUGGCUUCUGGGGAGGAGGACACGGCAGCUGACCCUGCCAGCACAGUGCCACCACCAGCAUCUCCCUCCUCAUCCCCUGCUGCAGAUCCCAGCCAGUCCCUGCUCAGCCUGGAGCAAGAACCUCUGCUUUCCCGGAUGGGUGGCCUGCGGGCCCCUGUGGACGAGGACCGCCUGUCCCCGCUGGUGGCGGCCGACUCGCUCCUGGAGCAUGUGCGGGAGGACUUCUCCGGCCUCCUCCCUGAGGAGUUCAUCAGCCUGUCCCCUCCCCACGAGGCCCUCGACUACCACUUUGGCCUUGAGGAGGGGGCCCCACGAGGCCCAGGGUGGCCACCUGCCCCCAGAAUCCUGUGUGCUGACCAGGCCAGGUGGCGAGGCCUUGGCCUGCUUGUUUGCAGGACAGCGAGAGCACUUCUGUCGUCUUAAAGGUUUUUCUGAUCGAAGCUUUAAUGGAGCGUUAUUUAUUUAUCAAGGCCUCUCUGGCAAGCCUGGGGCACCAGCGAAGGGUAGGACGGAUGUGGGACUGAUGCCCCAAAUCCCUAAACCCCUGAGCGAGGGCAGGGGUCCCUAAGCUGUAAUUUGCCCCACUCCGAAGGAGCUGAGGCCUGAGCGGUUUAUUUAUUGGGAAAGUGAGGGAGGGAGACAAACUGACUGACUGACAGCCAUGGGUGGAUCGAAGGGGUGGUCCCUUCCCAGAGGGUCACUACAGGACCCCAUCUGCCCCCCAGGAAGGAUGUGAGAUGGGAGAGGUGAGUGGGGGACCUUCGCUGACAGGGUGGGCAGGAGGGGUGGGUGAAGGGCUUCCUCUAGCCCAGACCACAGGGGCCCCUCCUGUGGCAUUUGAAGUGCCCCCUCUACCCCAUUUCUUGCUCUGCCUCACCCUCCAAUCUGCACUUUGAUUUGCGUUCCUAACUACUCUGUUCCCUCUUGCUUUGGUUUUAAUAAAUAUUUUGAUGGUGUUUGGGCUGGGUUUUGGGACUGUGUACUAGCAGCAAAUCUAGGGGUGGGAGAGGUCAAGGUUGCUGGGAAAGCACCCCUUGUCUGCUUCCCCUCUCCUUGCCCCUACUUGGUUUCAUUUCAUUUGAGCCUCCCAGCCACAAGAAAGGCAGGCUUUGGCGCCAUUUUUGUCCUAACUUAAAAACUGAUCCAAUGAAGUGGUAAGUGAACUUCCCUCUUUUUCCCAGCCCCAGAGAGGCCACUCUGAUUGCUGUGUUCCUUCCAGAUGUUUCUGGGCAUUUGUAAACAUGGAACAAAUAAUUAAAACAGGCUGAUGAUGUG
Messenger RNA from Suricata suricatta (meerkat), 2214 nucleotides. It is a transcript of the gene E2F1, whose product is annotated as E2F transcription factor 1. The transcript is spliced from 9 exons. The coding region runs from base 1 to 1362 and encodes 453 amino acids. Gene Ontology annotation, molecular function: RNA polymerase II cis-regulatory region sequence-specific DNA binding; DNA-binding transcription factor activity, RNA polymerase II-specific; protein dimerization activity. The record is from RefSeq and is a predicted model, not a curated record. Gene Ontology annotation, biological process: regulation of transcription by RNA polymerase II; G1/S transition of mitotic cell cycle. Gene Ontology annotation, cellular component: Rb-E2F complex. Lineage: Eukaryota; Metazoa; Chordata; Mammalia; Carnivora; Herpestidae.